AUGGCGACGGCGGCAGUGGGCACCGCCCCGUGGCGGCUGUGGUGCCACUUCUCAUGCCCCGCCUUCUGCCGGAGCCGUCUCCCCUUCUCUCCCUUCCCCGCAUCCCCGAGGAGACCGCACCAGCGGAUCGCUAUCAGAAAGAGAAAGCCACCGGAGGCUUCGCCAUCUCCUUCUUCUUCCUCGUUUCGCCGCAGGACUGUGUGCUUCUUUUCUUCCGAUGGGAAUGGCAGCGGACCCUCCUCCGCUGCCGCUUCUCCUACCUCGGCCUCUGCUUCUACCAGUCCAUCUGCGGAGGAAUUGUAUCUGUACAACACGAUGACCAAGCAGAGGGAAGCAUUCCGGCCGCGGGUUCCUGGAAAGGUGGGGAUGUACGUAUGUGGGGUCACUACCUACGACCUCAGCCACAUUGGCCAUGCGCGAGCCUACGUCACCUUCGAUGUCCUUUACAGGUGGGAUUGUUUGCUGUGGCCUUCGCCACUACUGAAUUUCUCCUGGUCUCCAUUUUUUAGCUCUCUCUCUCUCUCUCUCCCAUUCCUAUGCUUGUGAGUCUUACGUCCUUGCGCUGCUCCUUGCCCAUUUUUCUCUCAAUGGUGUAAUCUUUCAAGAUUUGGGAUACUCUUCAUCGAGCUCCCUCGUCUCAGAUGGCUAAGUUGCCUGGCUUCCUCAUCGGCUCCUUUUCUUUCUUCCCCUGGUUUUCUGUACAUAGUUGCAAAAUGAUAUCAUGUGGUUCUUUUAGGACUUCCUGUAUUUUUUGCAAGAAACUAAUUUGAGUUUCUCUGCUGGUGUCGGACAAGUCUACCUAGAAUUUUCGUACGAGGCCCUCACCGUCUCCUGGGAAAGCUGCCUGAUACUUGAUUCAAUUCUAAAUACAUAUUAAAUAAGGCGGUAAUUUAAUAUUCUUACAAAACCCAUAUUGGCGCUCCUUUAAAUUCGAUAGGAAAAAAGUUGGUUCCUCUUCGCCUUUUCAUGACUAUUUUGAUCUAAUUUGUUUUCAAUUGAUGGAAGUGUAUUAUGAAAAGAAACUAAUUAUGACCCACAAAUAUGCAUAUCGCUCUGAUUCUAUUUUCUGUCGAUAGAAACAAAUUCUGUCAUUCAGAUCCCAAGACAGAGAAAGGUGUGAGGGUAAGGAUGAGAUGCUUUAGGUGCAAUGGAUUUUGUCUGCCCCCCGCCUCUGAAAGCGUCCUUCCAUAACAUUGUCUGGUCCGGUUCUUUCUUUCUUGAAUGUGGAAUCGUUUUAGAUCGUACCCGCCUCCACUCAAACCGAGCAAACUAAAGCGAGUGAGUUUACGAACGACGAUUAUUGAACGUUCUAAGUACAUCCAGCAGGAAUCGAACCUACUCAAUUUGCCAGCCAAUGUUGUAAUCAUUACUUUAUUUUUGAAGGACUGAAUUCCUGUCAAACAAUGUUUUCUGAUCCGCAGGUAUCUGAGGCAUUUGGGUUAUGAGGUCUGCUAUGUCCGUAACUUCACCGAUGUUGAUGACAAGGUCAGUUCCCCAAUUUAUGUUAAUGUGAUGACGGAUGUGGCAGGUUGAUUCUUUAUGGCGAGAAAUUUAGGUGAUGGAUCAGAGCUGCUUUUUCUCCUCUAUUAAUAUUCGAAUUGUAGAAUCAAUGUCAAAGGCCAAUUCUUCUUGAUUCGUGAUACAUGCCUCUUAAUUAAUCCUGAUAGCUGUGCAUUACUAAUGACUACCAUCCCUUCUACAUGGCUGUUGCAAUGUAAUGGUAUAUAUAUGUGAUUACUGGUGGUGAUCAUGCCAUCCUCGUCAUUGCUACAUUGUAAGGUUAUAGAUAUAAUUGUUGUUGAUGAUCAUCGCAUCUUCAUAAUAUCUUGAUUUAAUUAAUGUGAUUGAUGUGCCCAUGCUUCAAACACAUUACCAGUGUUUACGCUACCAUUUAUGAAGGAUUUUUCUCUCAAUGAUUAAAUGAACUGCCCCUUUUAACAUGUGAAGUGUAUCUGAUCAAGUUGAGUUAUAGAGCAUUCAUUAACUGUCCAACCUAGAGGGAGAAAGCUGUUGCACACCUGCUUUUGGUUGGUAGGGGAAUGCUCUAAUGGGCUAAGAUAUCUCGCCACUUACCUUUCCUUUUCCUUUCCCCUUUGAAUCACUUUCAUCGUGGAUGGAUCAUGGGAAAGAUUAAUUUUUGGUGUGGUUAAUUCUGGAUGACCAGAACUUAAACGGGAGUCUAAUGGACCAAUUAUAUCUUUAUUGGAGGUAAACCUCAGAAGUAAUUUUAUGGUGAGUGAACGUGAGAAAAAAAGAUACUGCAGGGGAAUGCCAUGUGGCCAACAUGUGAGUGAGAGUGACAUUUGCACAUUUGCAAAGCUUACGUUUGAGGCACAUUGAACUUCAUUUUAUUACCAUGUUUUCAACUCAGAUGCAAUUUUUAUGCACCAUCCCAUAAUUACCACAGGAAUUGCUUUACCAACCCUUUCUUCUUACAUAUGUAUGACAGGACACCUGAGUUCUGUACUUUUGCAAUUAUGUAGAUAAUUGCUCGGGCUAAUGACCUCGGGGAGGAUCCUUUAACUCUGAGCAGCCGUUUCUGUGAAGAAUUCCAUGCUGACAUGGCUCACCUUCAGUGCCUGCCUCCUUCUGUUGAACCAAAAGUAUCCGAACAUAUAAACCAGAUCAUAGACAUGAUUAAGGAGGUUUGUUGUUUUCAUCCUUUUCCCUUAUGAUCACGUUGUUGCCUGCUCUGCUGCCAACAUCCGAAUUGCUCAUAGGCUGUUAUCGUUUAGCGUUCUUCCAUGCUGUAAUAGAUUAUACUUAAGGUUAUGCCUCCCGGUGGUGAAUUAUGAUAUGAUUUUCGCUAGGGAUGAUGGUAUUGAAUAGUUAUUAUCUCAGUUGGUAUCUUCCGUUAUGUGUUUACAUAUUUUCUUCCCCUUAUUAUAUUAAGCCUAAUAUAACUCCUUUUAAGGAAGAUUGAUGCCACGAGUUUUUAGUAUUUUGAGUAUUUUCUUAUUUUUGGUAAUAACUUCUCAUACUAAUGGUUUAAUCCAUCAUAUUUUUCGGAUAUUGUAGUCUGCUAAUUUGUUCGUUAAUAACUUAACAUUAGCAGUCAUUGAUGUACCAUCUAUGAAUUGAAUUUGCCUGCUCUGACAGCCGUUUUGGAGGCAUAAUUAUUUGCGUAAUAACUUUUGUUUUCAUUUUCUGAAUUGAUAGGAAAUAAGUGUGUAUCGGAUUGGCUGGCCCCUGAAAUUCGCUCAAGCUACAUUGUAGCUUAUUUUGGAUUUUUUUUAAUCUUUGAUUUGAAUUAAAAUGUAUGAUAAUUUGGUGAAACAUGUUGGAGAUUUUUUUCUGUUGAUUAUAAAUUAGCAGCAUAAUAUUCGCAUCAAAUUUCGAGGGAAUAUUUCAACUCCUGGUGCACACUUGUUCUUCCAACUAUCAAACGCUAAGUGUGCAUUAGUGGUUUGAAUAAAAUUCACAUGGAGAAAGAUUCUAACUUGAUUCUGUAUUUUUUGUAUGACCUCGGAUUUUAGUUCAACUAUGUUAUACUUUGGUUAAGCAUGUUAUGGAACUUUUUUCCUCGUCAAUUACAAAAUUAGGAGCAAAAAAAUUUGGAUCAAAUUUUGGUAGAAUCACUGUCUUGCUGGGCUGCUCACCCAUACUGAUCUGAAUUCUGAGCAGAUCUUUGACAAUGGAUACGCCUACAUGAUUGAUGGCGAUGUCUACUUCUCUGUGGACAAAUUCCCUUCUUAUGGGAAGCUCUCCGGCAGGAAACUAGAAGACAAUCGUGCAGGGGAGCGAGUCUCCGUUGACUCCAGGAAACAAAAUCCCGCUGACUUUGCCUUGUGGAAGGUAAUUCCUAGCAGCAGUAGCCCUCCUCCUUCCCCAUAAUCCAUUACCCACAGUUCAUUCACCAUGCUUCUCUUCUGGGUAUGAAUGGCAGUCGGCCAAGCCAGGGGAGCCCCAGUGGGAGAGCCCGUGGGGGCCCGGCCGGCCUGGAUGGCACAUCGAGUGCAGUGCGAUGAGCAAAACCUACCUGGGCUACUCCUUUGACAUCCAUGGAGGGGGGAUGGACCUCGUCUUCCCCCACCAUGAGAAUGAGAUCGCCCAGAGCUGUGCUGCCUGCAGGAGCAGCCGCAUAAAUUAUUGGGUCCACAAUGGGUUUGUCACUGUGGACUCGGAGAAGAUGUCCAAGUCCCUUGGGAAUUUCUUCACAAUCCGCCAGGUGGCGCCUUCUGUACCAACUCCCAUUUCCCCUCAUUUUUCUUCGAUUGCGGUAAUUCUCAACUCCCCUCCCAUAAUUAAUUUAUAUCCAGGUCAUUGAUCUUUAUCAUCCGCUGGCCCUGAGGCUCUUCCUCCUUGGGACCCACUACCGGUCUCCGAUCAACCACUCGGACUCGCAUCUCGAGACCGCCUCCGACCGCCUCUUCUACAUCUACCAGGUGGCUGAAGAUGGCAUUUCUCCUGUGCCGAUGGAGGAGUGAUUCCUUUCUCUGAUGUUGAUCUGUGGAAUCUUCAGACCCUGGUUGACUGCGAGGAGUUCCUUGGCUGGCGUGCAGAGGGCAGUCUGAAGGAUUCUCUGCCGGUGGGCACCCGGGACUGCAUAAACAAGUUCCGUGCCGAGUUCAAGAACUCCAUGGCCGACGAUCUGCACACCCCUGUUCUCCUGGCUGCCCUCUCUGAUCCUCUGAAGACGAUCAACGACCUCCUGCAUACCCGAAAGGUUGGUGCGGGUUCCCCUGGUUUUGCUUCGACUUUAGUUAUUUUAUUUUAUUAUUAUUUUAGGUCCUUGGGCAUCCAAUUCGCAGCCAGUUACUGAUGAUUGGAUCAGAACCCCUUACAUAAUGACGGGUUAUAUAUAUAUUAUCAAUUUGGGCGUAGUUCAAGCUGUGUCCCAAACAUGUGUGAGGCUAAUUUAUGCAAUCAUUAGUAAAUAGUGAAUCUAGGAAAUCGCUUGCCAGUAUACUUGUUUUUACCAAGGUGGGACUAAUCUAAGAUGCUAGAUCACAUACAUGAGCCUACUUUUGGGUGUAUUCACAAUUCAGGAAUAGCCAUUGACUUUAGUGAUUCUACUGUCAGUGCAUCUUUUUUGUUUAAGUUAUUUUUCAACGUGGGAUCAUUUAUUUGACACAUCUCUCAGGGGAGGAAGCAAGAGCUGCGAGCUGAGUCCCUUGUGGCGCUGGAAAGGGAGAUCAGGAAGGCUUUGACCGUCCUGGGGCUGAUGCCUUCGAGUUACUCCGAGGUGCAAGUUCAGCUCCUGCUAUUUUUGGAAAAUGGGUUCUUCAUCUUUAGGCUGUAUGGUUGACUGUCCGCAUCUGUGUCAGGUCCUACUAGAGCUCAGAGACAAGGCCUUAAGGAGGGCCGGGUUGACCGAGGAGCAGGUGCUGCAGAAGAUCGUGGACAGGACCUCGGCCAGGAAGAACCAGCAGUACGAGACGUCCGAUGAGAUCAGGAAGGAGCUGGCCGCUGUGGGGAUCGCCCUCAUGGACGCUCCUGAUGGAACCACGUGGCGCCCUGGGAUUCCCCUGCGCCUGGAGGAGCAUGUGGCUCCUCCUGCUUGA
This is a messenger RNA of Spirodela intermedia, 5504 nucleotides long. The record is from the annotation of a GenBank genome assembly. Lineage: Eukaryota; Viridiplantae; Streptophyta; Magnoliopsida; Alismatales; Araceae.